UUUCGAUGAUUUCAUCAUACAGUUGCACAUCGUUGCUGUGAGGAUGAUGUCGAGAAUCUGCUUCGUACUUUUGCUGGCACUCUCUGCCAGUUUUGCCACAAAGACCAAGUGUCCAAAUAUUAUCAAAAGAGGUCAAUGGAGCACUGUUCCUCCUGGAGAAGUUAAUUAUUUAAUAGUACCGAUACCUUAUGUGAUAAUACACCACACAGUCACUCCCGAAUGUAGUACGCGAAGUAGUUGUACAAGUAGAGUUGACAACAUUCGUAGUUUUCAUAUGGAUACAAAUGGUUGGGACGACAUUGGUUAUUCUUUCUUGAUCGGCGGCGAUGGAAAUGUAUACGAGGGAUGCGGAUGGACACGUGAAGGAGCUCAUACGUAUGGAUAUAAUAAAAAAUCUGUCGGUAUAGCUUUUAUUGGGAAUUUUGAGCGAAAAGAAGUUAACCAGACAAUGGUAGAUAUUGCACAUCAAUUAAUCAAAUGUGGAAAAUCCCAAGGUAUUCUUCGAAACAAUGUACGCGUGCUCGGUGGACGACAGGUAAUUUCAACAGCCAGUCCUGGAAGUUACCUCUACACGAAAAUUCAAGAUUGGUCUGAAUGGAGUAGCGAUCCUUAGAAUGUUUCGAAAGUGCUCUCGAUCAGAUCGAGGUGCCCAAGUUUCAAGUUAACAGAGACGAAAUAUUCUUAAUUGUUUAAUCUUGUUAAACUUAACUGUAAUAUAAUAUUCAUUCUUCUAUAACAGAAUUUCAGUUUUUUUAAAGAAUUUCAGUUUUUGUAAGGUAACUUUGUUAUUGUUGUCGCAGCUGAUUUGUAUUAAUCCGUGUCUCGUUCGAUAGGAUUAUAUAGAAUAAGCUGAAGCUUUCUAUCGCUGUCUUAUCGCAACUCAUUAGCAAAAUUAACAAAAAGUAUGACAAAUGUAAGACCGUAAGAAAUAUACGUCAAUAUUCGAGGUAA
Messenger RNA from Atta colombica, 951 nucleotides. Its product is annotated as peptidoglycan recognition protein-like. Bases 44 to 613 code for a protein of 189 amino acids. NCBI's taxonomy places the organism in Eukaryota, Metazoa, Arthropoda, Insecta, Hymenoptera, Formicidae. Gene Ontology annotation, molecular function: peptidoglycan binding; N-acetylmuramoyl-L-alanine amidase activity; zinc ion binding. The transcript is spliced from 4 exons. The record is from RefSeq and is a predicted model, not a curated record. Gene Ontology annotation, biological process: peptidoglycan catabolic process; innate immune response.